Cicer arietinum (chickpea) is the source of this 1964-nucleotide messenger RNA. Its product is annotated as serine hydroxymethyltransferase 3, chloroplastic. Lineage: Eukaryota; Viridiplantae; Streptophyta; Magnoliopsida; Fabales; Fabaceae. Gene Ontology annotation, biological process: tetrahydrofolate interconversion. The record is from RefSeq and is a predicted model, not a curated record. Gene Ontology annotation, cellular component: cytoplasm; mitochondrion. Gene Ontology annotation, molecular function: pyridoxal phosphate binding; glycine hydroxymethyltransferase activity.
ACACACCAUACGUCUUCUUUCCGCGCCGCAGCAGCCAGUCUUUCCCAAAAACCCAUUUCUUUCUCUCUUCUCUUCUCUUCACUUACCUUUUCCUCUUCUUCACUGUGUGUGGUGAGCGCAAAACCCUAAUUUAUCAUCAUGUCGUCGUGUACUGGAGUUGCAAUGAUGAGUUCUUUGCAACAACCUCUCUGGACUAAGUUGCAUAAUUUCACUUCUAAUAAGGGGCAUACCAGUCAUUUCUUUUUACCCUGCAAAGCUUCUCAUGUCGAAGCAAGUUUAGUCGCUGGAAACCCAUCAUCUUUGUCUUUCUCUGUCCCUCAAAUUGGAGGUGAUGGAUGUAGCUUCUUGGACUAUGGCUUGAAUGAAGCUGAUUCUGAAGUUCAUACAAUAAUUAACAAGGAAAAGGACCGUCAAUUUAGAAGCCUUGAACUUAUUGCUUCUGAGAAUUUUACAUCUAGAGCAGUGAUGGAAGCAGUUGGUUCAUGCCUCACAAACAAGUACUCAGAAGGUUUGCCUGGUAAAAGGUAUUAUGGUGGCAAUGAGUUCAUUGAUGAGCUUGAAACCCUAUGUCAAGAAAGGGCACUGGCUGCAUUUCAUGUUGAUGGUAACAAGUGGGGUGUAAAUGUUCAACCAUUAUCUGGUUCCCCAGCUAAUUUUGCUGUGUACACUGCAGUUCUUAAGCCACAUGAUCGAAUAAUGGGUUUGGAUUUGCCUCAUGGAGGGCAUUUAUCUCAUGGAUUCAUGACACCUAAAAGACGUGUAUCAGGCACAUCAAUUUAUUUUGAAUCUAUGCCUUAUCGACUUGAUGAAUCCACAGGUCUUAUUGAUUACGAUAUGCUGGAGAAAACUGCCAUUCUCUUCCGACCAAAACUCAUAAUUGCCGGUGCUAGUGCUUAUCCUCGAGACAUUGAUUAUCCUCGCAUGAGAAAGAUUGCAGAUCAAGUAGGUGCUUUUCUUAUGAUGGAUAUGGCUCACAUAAGUGGGCUUGUUGCUGCAUCUGUGCUAGCUGAUCCCUUUGAGUUUUGUGAUAUUGUGACAACCACCACCCACAAGUCUUUGAGAGGUCCUAGAGGUGGUAUGAUAUUCUUCAAGAAAGAUGCUGUGCAUGGGGUUGAUCUUGAGUCUGCCAUUAAUAAUGCUGUUUUUCCCGGUUUACAGGGGGGUCCACAUAACCACACAAUUGGAGGACUAGCAGUUUGCUUGAAGUAUGCCCAGUCUCCAGAUUUUAAAAAUUACCAAAACCAGGUGGUUGCUAACUGUAGAGCUCUUGCUAACCGAUUAAUUGAGCAUGGAUAUAAGCUGGUUUCUGGUGGUAGUGAUAAUCACCUGGUUCUUGUUGAUCUGAGGCCAUCUGGUAUCGAUGGUGCUCGGGUGGAGAAAAUUCUUGACAUGGCUUUUAUAACCCUCAACAAAAAUUCAGUGCCUGGCGACAAGAGUGCCCUAGUUCCUGGAGGCAUUCGCAUUGGGUCACCUGCUAUGACAACAAGAGGACUUGGUGAGAAAGAAUUUGCACUAAUUGCAGACUUAAUUCAUGAGGGUGUGCAGAUAAGUCUUGAAGCCAAAAGUUUGGUCUCAGGAACUAAGGUUCAAGAUUUCCUGAAUUUCGUCUUAUCUCCUGAAUUUCCUCUGGGAAAUAAGGUUUCAGAUUUGCGUAGGAAAGUUGAAGCUCUUACUUCUCAGUAUCCUAUUCCUGGAGUCUAAUCCUACUUGCUUAAUGAGUGUCAAAGACUAGGACAAAACUUUUAUAAAUUUUGAUACGAUAAUAAGUACAUGUUUCAUUUUUGUGUUGAUGUUAAUAUUGUUUGUUUCAUUUCCUGGUAAAAUGUGUCUGCUGAUGCUCUAAUUACAUCCUUGAAAUACUUCUUAGUUCUCCGUUUGUCUAAAAGCAAAGAUUUUGAAGGCAUUACUGUUGCAUUUUGUGCAGAUAAUGGAGUAUUGAAUGAUGAAAAGAUUGUUACCGAUAA